AUGAUUUUAGAAGGACUCCUGAGGUAUUUGAUGACGCCGCAGCUUCAAUGCCCGUCGGCCAGCGAAGAGAAGGAAGAAGAGCUUCAGGUCUGUGAGGAGGUCCAAGAACAUGUAGAACAUGUCGCUGAGUUCCUGGACGUGGAGCCCAGGCCAGGGCCCAAGGCUUUGGCUGUCGAGGAUGAGGUGCUCCGAGAAGUUGGGCUACAUCCAUUCGCCGAAGCCGGGAUUGAAGCAUCAGCGAAGGCUCUUCGUGAUGUAUGUGUGCGGUUUCAGUUGACUCUGCUGGAAGUGGAGCCUUUGCUUCUUCCUCCAUGGAUCAUGGACACAGCGUUUCCCUCGCGGGAGAUGUUCUUUGCUUGCUUACAUCUGGAAGCUUGCUUUCAGCAAUGGCCAGCAAAUGGAGAGAACUUUGAGAAGACCAUCAACAAUGACAGCAUGGACUUAUUCUUCGGCGAAUUGGGGAAAACUUCGAGCUUUGCCAGCGACUCGCCCUUGUUCCAGCAUCCCGUGGUGGGUUCAAGCAACUCAUGUCGCUGGGUGGAGCUUCUUAACGGAAGUGUCCUUGCUAGACUUAUGAGUCCAGACCUCACAGGGCUUUGCUUGCACCGCUUGAUGGUGCCGGAGCGCUUUCGUGUCACACAGGCGCUCCUCGCUGCGCUCCGUCGCGUGACAUGGGCUCCUGAGCACGCCUUCAUCUUUCCGGACUGGCAUCAGCACCGAAUGGCUCUCAUUUCAUGGAUUGGCAAGGAGCUUGGCUUUGGCAUGUUUCUGUGGGCCGACAAAGUUUUACCCUUUUUGCCCAUUGAGCCCUACUACGCUCCUGAGUGCUGA
Molecule: messenger RNA, 831 nt
Organism: Durusdinium trenchii
Lineage: Eukaryota; Dinophyceae; Suessiales; Symbiodiniaceae
Source: the annotation of a GenBank genome assembly